UGUGCACAUACAGGCUGAAUAGACACUAGAUGCCGUUAUUUUUAGCCUCCAUCAUCACGCUGUUUGGUUUUUGCGCUUUCGCGUGAUCUUUGCUUAUAGUUAUAAUAAUAAUAUUAAUAAUACUGCUAAUAACAUUUUUUUUAACAGUAAGGAGUUCGUCAGAUCUCUAUGGCAACAUCGACACGUCGUAGCAUCACUGAUCGGCGACGGGCAGGGCCGCUCUUAUCGCAUAUUUAUUUAUUUCCCCGUCCCUCGUGCGCGCGCGCCGCGACGUUGUGGGAAACGUGAACGCGCCCGGGCUGGAAGGCUUUCACCCACCCAUCAUGGAUUAGUCCUCGCGCGCGCAAAAAAAAAACAAAAAAAACAAAAAAAAACAAAAUACUCCAUCAUAAGGCUCUGAAAGCUGAACAUGUCCACUCCGAGUGAGCUCAAGCCUCCGUGUGUGACGCGGAACGGCAUGGUCAAGCUGCCUCCCCAGCCCAACGGCCUCGGCUCGGCCAGCAUCACCAAGGGCACACCGGCCGCCAAGAACCGUCUGUGCCAGGCGUCCUCAGUGCCCCCGAGCCUGCCGUACCACUUAGAGCCGCUUCCCAUGGCCGCCGAUGCCAGGCAGUACGCUAAGCUGGAGAGGCAGCUGGCCCUCGAUGAGAAGGUGUUAAACCGGCUGCUGUGGUACUUCACCACAGCUGAGAAGUGCGCUCUGGCCCAGGUGUGUAAAACAUGGCGUAAAGUCCUGUACCAGCCCAAGUUCUGGGAGGGCGUGACCCCCGUCCUGCACGCCAAGGAGCUCUAUAACGCGCUGCCCAACGGCGAGAAGGAGUUUGUGAGCCUGCAGGCGUUCGCGCUACGUGGCUUCCACUCCUUCUGCCUGGUGGGCGUCUCUGACCUGGACAUCUGCGAGUUCAUCGACAACUACCCGCUGUCCAAGAAGGGAGUAAAGUCACUCAGCCUGAAGCGCUCCACCAUCACGGACGCAGGGCUCGAGGUGAUGUUGGAGCAGAUGCAGGGCCUGCUACACCUGGAGCUUUCGGGCUGCAACGAUUUCACCGAGGCGGGCCUGUGGUCGAGUCUGAACGCUCGGCUCACGUCGCUGAGCGUCAGUGACUGCAUCAACGUGGCCGACGAUGCCGUGGCGGCUAUCUCGCAGCUCCUACCCAACCUGUGCGAGCUGAGUCUGCAAGCGUACCACGUGACUGACACGGCAAUGGCCUACUUCACAGCCAAGCAGGGCUGCACUACGCGUACGCUUCGUCUUCACUCCUGCUGGGAGAUCACCAACCACGGCGUGGUGAACAUGGUGCACAGCUUGCCCAACCUGACCGCGCUCAGCCUCUCAGGCUGCUCAAAGAUCACAGACGACGGCGUUGAGCUGGUGGCUGAGAACUUGCGCAAGCUGCGGAGCCUCGAUCUUUCCUGGUGCCCACGCAUUACAGACGCUGCACUCGAGUACAUCGCUUGCGAUCUGCACAAGCUUGAGGAGCUGGUUCUCGACCGGUGUGUGAGGAUCACAGACACAGGCCUCGGGUACCUCUCUACCAUGUCCUCACUUCGCAGUCUCUAUUUACGCUGGUGUUGUCAGGUCCAGGACUUUGGCUUGCAGCACUUGUUUGGUAUGAGGAGUCUUCGUCUUCUUUCUCUAGCAGGCUGCCCCCUGCUGACCACCACAGGCCUCUCCGGCUUGAUCCAGUUGCAGGAUCUGGAGGAACUGGAGCUGACCAACUGCCCCGGCGCCACGGCCGAGCUCUUUAAGUACUACUCCCAGCACCUGCCGCGCUGCAUGGUCAUCGAGUAGAGACGAUGAAGAGCCUGCACCCUCCUCAUCAUCGAAAAUACCUUCCUCCUUCAGACGAACGAAACAGACUGAUGACUAAACCCCCAAACUCAUCUUGAAACCCAUGAGGGGAAUCGACGGAUAAGGAAAAGGCGGAGUCGAAGAUGAGGCAGCGCAAGAGGAAAAAGGGAAGCUGGUCGGAAUAUUCCGGAUAUUUCCGAUGUAUUCAUUGGCUUCGGCUGAUGUGCGAAAGUGACAUGAAAGCGAGCGACACGAUCCGAGGUGUCAAGCUUCCAUCACAACCAUCAGCCUUCACACACGAAACAUGAACCAUGAACCAUGAAGCGAAAUAAAACCUUUUCAUCUUGCCAUUUUUCUUUCUUGGAGCGAAAAACGCUUCAUGCUGUGAACUCCGGAAAAACAAGACAAAGAGAAGCUACGAAAAGAAAGAACGUGAAAGAAACUGUCCCUCUUUGCUAUAUUUACACUCCGUUUAGUGAAGUCGCCUCUGAGAAAAUAAAAAUACUCAAAUUAUUAGCCGUGAACAGCCGCGUAGAUUUUUUUUUUCGCGUCAGCGCUGUACGCUUCCUUACUUGCGCUUCGUUGUCAUGCCGUUCCUCUUGUGUUCCUUCGGAAAUCUUAUUUUUCUAAACCGAUAUUUUGAUGAGGAUUACUGUGAAAUGACUGCCGGGAACGUUUGGGAAUAAAAUAGGAAUCCAGAUUUGAUGAAGGAUUUUUUUUUUUUCGGAGGGAGUACUUCACUGUACGUGUACAGUAGAUUUUCCAUCAAGCUCGGCCAUUUUAUGACUUUUGGUGAAUUCUGGUGUUGAUCUUAGUGACGCAGGUUUUCAGUAUCAAUCCUCCGCUAACAUGAAGACUUGUUGCAAUGCAGCUGCUACUGUAGAACCUAAACACGGACAAAAUGCAUGGUGCAGUUUUCCAUCAUUUUAGACUUUUUUUUUCAGCUCAAAAUAAUAUUUACUCAAAUGUACGGAUCGACGUGGAAACUGUAGAUAUUUAUAACUCUCAAUAACCACAGGCCUGCUUUCAAAACGCUCGUUUUUCAGUCCGGUUUGACGGUUUACACUGCGUCUGUGCCUCUCUCAGGCCAUCACCAGGUACAGAUACUGUAUACACACACACACACACACACACACACAUACACACACGACGCUGAAGUUUGUACCCCCCAGCUUGGCUUUCAAACCCUGUUUCACGCCACCAUGAUGACAUUUUGUGCGAUUAAAUCAUCUCUAAUGUUACUGUAGAUAAUAACAGCGUUACGAAAUAGAAAUUAAAGGUACGAGAGCAGUUUUUAUUUUUUAUUUCCUUUCUGAAUGAACAGUUUGUUCGAGCUCUGCGCGUGCUACACUGAUGCUGUGUGGCCAAAAAUGAGAGUUCAUUCUCUAGUUCUUUCUUUCUUUUUUUCUGUUUACUUCUCUCACUCAGGCACUUUGUUUCUCUUUCUUUUUUCCUUUUCUUUUUUUCUUUAAUUUUUUUUUUAUCUUUCUCAUUGUUUAUCUCUGUUUCAGAUUUUCUCACAUUUUUCUUUCUGUUCCAGUUUUACUUUUCCUUUAUUUUGUGCUUUAUUUUUCUCUUUCUUUCUUUCUUUUGUAAUUCAUAUUUUUUAAAUUUGUUUUCUCGUUUUCUUUUUUUCUGAUUUUUGAUUCUCUUCCCUUUUUAGUUUUUUUUUCACGUAAUUGCUUUCUUUCUUUUUUGAUAUUCCAACUUUUUUCCUUUUCUCUGUCAUUGUUUUUCCUUUCUACUUUUCUCAGAUUUUUUCUUUCUUUUUUUUCUAUUUUUUCUUCUUUCACUUGCUCACUUUCUUCUUCUUUUCUUUCAUAUAUUUAUUUAUGAUCAGAAUUUUACGCCGGGUUACGAGCAGGAAGUACGUUACUGUACGAUUAAAUAAGUUACGCUACAGCUUUAUUAUUUUUCUGCACAAAAUGUGACGAUUAUUAAAAAAAAGACACUGUGACCCCAAGGCUUCAGGCACUUAAGGUCAUAAACUGCUUUCUCUUGAACCUUUUAAACCUUUGUACUUUUAUGACGACUCACCUUGGCAAAGGUCAAAGGUCAAACGCGGUACUAAAGCCAGAUCGUACUAAAGCCUGAUUCAUCUUCAAGCUCUGAGAUUCAUAUUUAUUUAUGUAUUUUACUACUUAAGGUUAAUUUAUUGACUUGAUGCGUAUAUUUAUUUAUUUAUUUAUUCACUGAAAUGAAGAAGAUAGUCUAUGAGGUUGCGUUUUUUUUUUUGUUUUUUUUUGCACGAUGUGUUUGAUUCCAAUCAAAGACGAAAGAGCAGGGAACAUGAAGAGCUGCUUCUAAACGGCAGGGUUUAAUUUUUUAAAAUGAUUUUACUUUAUUUUUUAUUUUUUUGAAAAAAAAAAAAAAUCUGGUGAUUAUUUCUUGUUAAGGAGCUACGCUGACACCUGGUGGAAGAAUUUUAGGGAAGAUGGAGAGUUUUGGCACCAAAAUGGACGUCCUAAAAUGACUUUCCUCCAAAAGAACACUGAGGUUAAAUUUAGUGACAGAGGUUAGCGUGGAUUUUUUUUUUAAAAAAAUUAUUUUAUUUUAACCGUGUUGCAGUAUUUACACAUCCACCAGCUCUCUGUAUAGAUGAGAACAGAAGUUCUGUGGAAGUUCUUCCAUUAUGCUAUCCCUCCAUCCAAUAAAAAUAAAAUACAGAGUUACUUAUUAAUAUAUCGCUGAGGAAAAUUAUAUAAAAACUUGGAGAUGUUGUAUUACACUUGUAAAAAAAACAAAUAAUGUAGUUUUUACUGCGAACCAAGCUGUUUUCCUGGAGCGAGAGUUUGGAAUGAUGGUGUUUAGCAGAACCUUCAAUAUUAACUUUUUUUCUUCGACCCUAAUCUGUAUAUAAGGAAGGCUUGGGAUCUGUUGGGACAUGCCAAAUAAAUGUUUGUGGGCUUGAUAUGCAAAAAAAACCCUAAUUAAUGUCUCGAAGUGAUGAAUUGCAUCAGCUGUGGAUCGUAGAAACCAGUCCUGCUAUGUACAAUAUUAAAAGACAUGCUAACAUGGGCUAUGUGCAAGCAUAGCAUCAGGUGUGUGUUGUGUUUGGCAAAAAAAAAAAAAAGUGUGCUGUCUACUUUGUAUAAGUGAGUUACAAACAUAACACACUUAAAAAUACACACUCAAAUUCUUAUAUAUAGCGUGUCCCAAACACUAGUGUUUAACCUACAAGUGCUUAGCAGAGCUCAAGCUAACAAAUAACAGAAAAUAAUUUUUUUUUUUAAAAAUGUCUUUGAGUAGAGUGUACAUAAAUACUGACCCGAAACAUUUUUCAUUUUCUAAUUAGCUGUUCAUGGUAAGGGUCAUGGGAAAGCUAGCCAAUUACGACAUAUAGUUACAGCUGGGUGCAAAAGUUUGCACCCCCCAUGGGUUUCGAAUGGGAAAAGGCUAAAUGUACGUCAAUUUUAGGAUUUAUAUACAAACAACAGAAUUUUGAAAUUCUACAUAUGAAAUGUGGGUGUUUCCUGUAACAAGACUAUAAUCCAAAACAUGAGCCAAACUCAACAGAAAAAUAACUUGACAUUUUUUUUAUCGUGAUUCCUGUCAGACUCCAGACCUGAACUGAGGAUGAAAUUUGUGACGGAGUUGUAACAGAUAUCAGGAAUAACAGGCUAUGAUGAUGAAAGUUACAAUUCUAAGGUUCGAAAUGCUGUUUAGAUGAUAUUAAACACCUUGAAGGUGGUUUUAAACCAAGUACAAGUUAUUAGGGAAUACAUGCAGAAACUGAAUUUUUUUUUUUAUUCAAAUUUAACUUAUUAACAUUAACAGUUUUGUUACUUGUGAUAAUUAAGGAACUUCUGUAAAAUAUCAUGCUAAUUGCUAAAUUGUAACCCUUGGUUUUCUAAAGGUGUGCAAACUCGUACACUGAACUAACUUUAUACCUUGUUUAAUUCCACAAUCCAACUUGCACCUUGAUGCCAGUUCUCAGUGCUGAAACUAAUGUCUCCCAAUGCAUUAUGGGAACACACAGCUACCUAACCUGAGUCUAUGUUCACACUAGCAAGCAAAAAGUCACUCGAGUUGACUGUAUUUUUUUUUUCUUGUGCAGAAUUUUUUUCUGAAAUUGUAGUAGCUAUAUAUAGAUACUAAAAGCAACUAGCUAAACACAAAUUACCAAAAAUAAUCAGUGUGAAAAUUGUUUGAUGUUAGUAUUACAUGCUCAGCUUCAUACAGGAACAUGAACAGUCACUUUUUUUGCUUGCUAUUGUAAAUGUUGGAUUAAAUUUGAACAGAUGAUACUAUGUGCCAUAAGUCUAGCAUACAUGAACAGACGACAUGAAAUGACGGUGAUCUGGAUAUGAAAAUAUCAAGAGGAGGAACUGAAGCAUCUUCCGAGUAAAACAUCUUAAACAUAAAACUCAGCAUGAAGAGUUUAUCGCUUGCAGCACACUAGCUAGGUGAGGAGAAAAAAUUUACAGAAUGAAAGAACAGCUCUUAGGUUCAAAUAUGUUGUUCUUGAUGAUUAGCGCUAUCAGAGAUCGACAAUGAGAGAUUCUGAUGCAAUGAAAACAAAAAUUUUACUCAACACAGCAACUCAACUUGAUCAAGCUCACUGAUACUGUUAGCUAAUUCACCGCAUUUAAAAUGAACUUGCUAAUGUUAUAAAGAACAAGUUCAAUAGCGUAAACAUAUGAACACCCACAUGUGCACUUUUCAUGACCACGAUUAGGAGGCAAAUAAAAUGUUCCAUGGUUCAUUUUGGUAUCGUUAUCAGUAUCCUAAAAAACGUACACAAACUCAUACUCAGUCCAAAAAACUGGUAGCGAUGCAUCUCUAAUGUGAACCCUUGAAAAUACUGAAACAAGCUUCAAUCUUAUAGUAUGUACACUAGCUAGUGAUGAAGUCUGGUGUUUGGGACACGGCCAUAAUCGUUAUAGAAAAGCUCCAGAUGCAUGAAUCUGUUCUAUAGAUAAGAAACCUGACUGAUGCUGUACAUUUAAUCGAUCAAGCCUCCAGUGAUGAUGGAAGUCCACCAUCUGAAACACUAAUACCAGAUCUGCUCUUUCUCCCACCUCAAACACGUAUGUAAUUCUACAUUGUACACGUGCCGCUAAUGUAAUUACUAACUCUACCAUUCGCACAGGGUCUCUGACGAAAGCUUCGCUUUUUGUUCACGGUGUGAACGCCCGAUUGCGUGACUGUGGCUAAUAAAACGAUGUCUGCCUCACACGGACCAGCUCUCCGACAUCCAGCACUUCUCAGUCAUCAGAAUGAAGCUUUUGUUUUAUUAUUAUUAUUAUUAUUAUUAUUAUUAUUUAUUUCCUGUAAAUAAUGCUGUAGUGAAAGAAAAAAAAACGUUUCUCAUGGCUGCAGUGCCUUGUCAGACAUGCGUUGUCGUUUUUUCAAAAUGGUUUGGUUCCAGUCUGCACCGUUUUAGUAAAGGUUGUACAAAAGGAAACACGGCUCUGUGUGGUUGAUUGAUACACACACACACACACACACACACACACACACACACAAACAAUGUCUUUAAUUAGAACUUCUCAUUGAAAACUGUGCAUGAUAAAAUAUGAUGCAGGUUUGCGAAUUAUCUGUGCUAACUGCUAUCUGAAUUUUAAAAACUUUAAUAUUUCACGUCACACAAAUUUCACUUUAAUAAUAAAACAAAAGCCUUAACUCCAUUUAUAAUGGAAGUCUAAGGGCAGUUGUUCAAUUCCGUCAAUAAUCUUUUUCAAUCUACAAUCUACAAAGUCAAAGCUACAGCAAUAAACAUGUGAGGGUGAGACGGACAUGAAAGAACAUCUUACCAGAACUGUUUUAAUGUAAGGUCAGUGUCAUGCUGUUUUAGGAAAAUAAUCAACGACAGAGUGGUAUGAUGGAGCUGUGUUACUGUUACUACCCUGAAGUUGAAUAUUUUUCAAUAACACCAUGUCCUGAAGUGAUUUAUUUCUCUUACACCACAGUAAUUUCCCAAUGAUUACAAUGUUUUAUUUAUUAAAGAUCAACACACUGCACUUUUUAUCCCAUUAUAGUUACAGUUUACAGUAUGAUGUGGAAGGUCCAUGAAACAAGUUCGUUCCUAUUCUGACUCACAUUAUAGCAGUUAUAAAUUGUUGUUCCCUCACAGUUUCUCUUGAAGUUAAUAAGACAAAAAAAAAAAAAAAAAGAUUGUAAAGUGUAAAUGGACAACUUACAGAGUGUUACAAAACAGUAAAUUAAACACUGUUACCUUCACUCGGGAUGCAGCAAUGUACAGGUCAAUAAAAUAGUUCAUAAUCGUCUGACCAAUAAUCAGUCCUGCCAGAUUUGUAGAGGUUUUGCGCAUUUUCU
Molecule: messenger RNA, 8071 nt
Organism: Pangasianodon hypophthalmus (striped catfish)
Lineage: Eukaryota; Metazoa; Chordata; Actinopteri; Siluriformes; Pangasiidae
Gene: fbxl16
Product: F-box and leucine-rich repeat protein 16
Exons: 6
Coding region: 410-1792 (460 amino acids)
Biological process (GO): SCF-dependent proteasomal ubiquitin-dependent protein catabolic process
Cellular component (GO): SCF ubiquitin ligase complex
Molecular function (GO): protein binding
Source: RefSeq, a predicted model, not a curated record